Monodelphis domestica (gray short-tailed opossum) is the source of this 919-nucleotide messenger RNA. Its product is annotated as tripartite motif-containing protein 43B-like. Lineage: Eukaryota; Metazoa; Chordata; Mammalia; Didelphimorphia; Didelphidae. Gene Ontology annotation, molecular function: zinc ion binding. The record is from RefSeq and is a predicted model, not a curated record.
AUGUUCUUAAAUGAAAUUGGACGAGGAGGAGAAGGAGAAGAAGAAGAAGAAGGAGGAGGAGGAGGAGGAGGAGGAGGAGGAGGAGGAGAAGAAGGAGAAGAAGAAGGAGAAGAAAGUCUUUGUGUUAGCUGUUGGAGGGAGCACAAAAAAGUAGUCACCAUUGACUGUGGACAUCCUGCCUGUUUGCCUUGUCUUAGGGCAAAUCACUAUCGAGCUUUUGGCUGCUCACAAUGCCUGAAAUUCUCCCAGCUGAAAACUCUUCAGGCAGACAUUGUCAUGUACCCUGAAGGAGAAGACCAGUGUGUGAUACACCUGGAAGACCAGAAGUUUUUCUGUGACUUUAGCUUGACUCUACUCUGUGUGACCUGCUCGAAAUCAGAGGAGCACGUGCACCACAUGCACUGGCCCAUUGCAAUGGUUGCUCUUCGCAGUAGGAAGGAUAUUCAGGAAAAGAUAAACCUCAUUAGGCUUCAUGUAAAGGUCUUUGAGGAAUUUCAACUUAAAGAGGAGAAACCCUUGGCCUGGGCUGUGGUGUGGGCUAACUCUAAAUAUAAGGACAGAGACAUUUUUGAGGAAAAAAUCUAUGGAAUAUGGGAACACCUGCAAAAGAAGAUGGAGACACUAGACAUGAAAGAACUCAGAGUGGGAAAGGGGAAUGAGAAGUUCAGUGAGCUCUAUCAGAAGCUGAAGGAGAUGGAAGCUAUAUGGGAACAGGACAUCAUGAAGCAAAAAAGGGAAUGGGAGCCCAAGGUGUCCAGAAAAAUCAGAUAUCUAAAAGACAUAACCAGAGAUUUUGAAGAAAAGAUUCAGAAAUCAAACGUGGAACUAUUAAAGGAUUUGUUCCGUGAGAGUAGAAGGUAUGUAACUAUCUACAGAGUGGACAAUUGCAGAUUUGGGGGACAUGGAUAGAGGAAGGAUG